AACACAAGUUUGGUGACAUGAUCACAGCUAAAGUCCUUUUUGUUCAAGAAAAACAUGUGGGCGUAGCGGAUCAGACCCAAAAGAAAUCUAAUACUCUGGGUAGAGACUAUGAAGCAAGAAGUCCAAUAAGAAUUGGGAAGCCCGUAGUUGAGAAGGAGAAGUUUUAUACGAAAACAGAUCCAACCUCGCGAAGCACUACAGAUGGGAAGGCGCUCUGCUCAUGUUCUCCUUCCCAAGUUGCAUGGAUCACUCGGGAAAGACCUCUGCAAUUCCAUACAUGUUCCACUCUCCCUUUCCUUCUGCUCCCAACCUGUUUCAGAGACACCUUCUGAAACCCACUAUACCCAAAUUAAUGAGCUUCCUGUAGAAUUUAGCAACCAACCCGAUUCACAGGAACAGGAACGGCUUGAACGAGUUAGCAACUUUCGAAAUUUACUUGAGAAAGGUCGCGGACAUGCCGUCCAAAAGUUCAUCAAAUCCCUGGUUCUUUCUAAAAGCCCAUUUUCUUCUCCCUUCGACAUUCUCGCCUACUUCUCUCUCUCAGCACCCUCCUUGAAACCCGUCUUCUCAAAUUUGCUUUUCCGGGCUUGCUCCGAGUCCGAGAUGGUCGAUGAGGCCGUGGAGUUGUACUCUUUGAUGAGGAAAGAUGGUAUGCUUCCUUCGACUGGUUCUGUGAAUCGGUUGCUCGAAACUUUGAUUGUUUUGAAACAGUAUAAGAAAAUUCUUGAUCUUUUCUCGGAUUUUGUGGAGUCUGGUAUUCGACCCAACACUUUCUCCUACGGCAAAGCUGUUCAGGCGGCAGUGAUGCUGAAGGACUUGAAAAGGGCUCUGGAAUUGAUGAAUGACAUGGAGGAGGUUGGAGUUAGCCCAUCGUCGUUUAUUUAUAACCUGGUAAUAGGUGGGUUGUGUAAAGCGCGGAGAACCACGGAUGCCCACAAUCUGUUUGAUGAAAUGAUCAAAAGGAAGCUGGUUCCGAAUUUGGUUACUUAUAAUACGCUGAUUGGUGGGUACUGUAAGGUGGGAGAAAUAGAGAGAGCUUUGGCUUUGAGGAAGAGGAUGAUGAUCGAAGAUGUGGAGCCUAAUCUUGUCACGUACAAUACUUUGCUGAGUGGUCUUUGUGAUUCACAGAGGAUGGCAGAAGUGAGGACGUUGUUGCAAGAGAUGGAGGCUCAAAAGUUUUUGCCCGAUGGAUUCAUUCGUUUUAUAUUUGAUGAUGUUUCGAGUGGAAAUGGUUAUACUUCACCGGACAAAGGGUGGACAAUCGACGAAUAUACUUGUAGUAUUUUGUUGGAUGGAUUAUGCAGAGCGGGGAUGGUUGAAAAGGCCAUGGAGGUUUUGGCCAAACUAACAGAGAGUGGAUUUAUACCAAGUAAGAUAGUGUACAAUAUAUUAGUGAAUGGAUAUUGCCAAAAGGAUGACACAGAGAAAGCCAUACUGACAAUUGAACAAAUGGAAGAACUUGGAUUGGAGGCUAGCUAUGUGACUUUCAAUACCCUGAUUAACAAGUUCUUCGAAAUAAAGGAGGUGGACAAAGCUGAGAGAUGGUUGAAGAAGAUGGUACAAAAGGGUGUUCUCCCAAGUCUGGAGACUUACAACAUUUUAAUUAAUGGCUACGGCUCCAUGAGUCAAUUUGACAAAUGUUUCCAGAUCCUCGAGGAAAUGGAAAAAACAGGGAUAGAACCAAGUGUCUUAAGCUAUGGUAUUCUAGUAAAUUGCCUGUGCAAAGGAGGCAAGCUUCUUGAAGCUGAACUGAUCUUUGCGGAUAUGUCAAACCGGGGGGUUUCUCCAAACGCAGAAAUAUAUAAUAUGCUCAUCGAAGGCAGUUGCACGAUGGGCAAAAUGACAGACGCCUUGAGAUUUUUUGAUGAAAUGAUUAAAAAUGGACCAGGUGCAACUCUUGUAACAUACAAUUCGCUCAUAUAUGGACUCGGAAAAGAUGGAAGGAUAACAGAAGCUGAAGAGUUUUUUCACCAAAUGAUUAGCAAUGGAUACAGUCCGGAUGUGAUCUCAUACAACUCCUUGAUCGCAGGAUUUGCUAGGUCAGGAAACACCCAGAAAUGCCUUGAAUUGUAUGAUAAUAUGAAGAAAGAGGGCAUAAAACCUUCUGUUAGGACGUUUCAUCCUUUGAUCAAUGCAAGCAUCAAGGAAGGGGCGGUGACAGCAGAGAAGCUGUUUCAGGAAAUGUUAGAAAUGGGUUUGGUUCCAGAUCGGGUUGUAUAUAAUGCAAUGAUUUACGCUUACACUGAAGAAGGGGAUGUUGAGAAGGCAACGUCUUUGCACCAACGGAUGGUUGAGCAGGGUAUUAAUUCGGACAGAGUAACUUAUAACAGCUUAAUUCUGGUAUGGCUUAGAGAUAAAAAGGUGUCGGAAAUCAAGCAUGUUGUUCAAGAGAUGAAGGUUAAAGGAGUGGUUCCAAAAGCCGAUACAUAUAACAUACUGGUGAAGGGAUAUUGCGACUUGAAGGAUUUCAAUGAGGCGUACUUUUGGUAUACAGAAAUGUCUGACAGAGGUUUUUCCCUAAAUGAACGCAUCUGUUAUCAACUUAUCUCCGGACUUAGCCACAAGGGUAUGCUACAAGAAGCUCAAAUCAUUUCCUCAGACUUGAGUUGCAGAGCACAAUAACUAGUACAAGGCUCAAGUAGUAAAUCUUCGACAUUCUAGAACAGUGUCACAAUUUUGCCCGUGAGUGAUCAAGUAGAAGUAUUAGAUUCAUUUGUUGUAGCCACAAUACAAUGUAAACUCUGCAGACGAUUUCUAUUGCUUCUCACUCCAAUUUACAUCGUUAAUUUGUCAAGGCCACAGUCUCGUGAGAAAUCGUGGGGGUCAUGCUUUGUUUUAGAAGGGGCAGAAGUAGAUUAUAUUUUCAUAAUUCGUGUAGCAACAGUGUGAGUUGUGUGUGUCAAAGAAUGAAUGGUGGAAAUUACGUUUUCCAAAAGCAGCCACCAAUACGGUGAAAAGUGAACAUGCAUUCUGGAAAUGAUGUAAUGUAUUCAUUUCCAUGUUCUGAUACCAAUUUCAAAGUGCUUCGAAAUGAUAGGGCUAUGUUUCAAUGAU
Molecule: messenger RNA, 3054 nt
Organism: Prosopis cineraria
Lineage: Eukaryota; Viridiplantae; Streptophyta; Magnoliopsida; Fabales; Fabaceae
Product: pentatricopeptide repeat-containing protein At5g12100, mitochondrial
Exons: 1
Coding region: 202-2622 (806 amino acids)
Molecular function (GO): protein binding
Source: RefSeq, a predicted model, not a curated record